Messenger RNA from Penicillium manginii, 189 nucleotides. RefSeq lists its product as uncharacterized. The coding region runs from base 1 to 189 and encodes 62 amino acids. NCBI's taxonomy places the organism in Eukaryota, Fungi, Ascomycota, Eurotiomycetes, Eurotiales, Aspergillaceae. The transcript has 2 exons. The record is from RefSeq and is a predicted model, not a curated record.
AUGACUGUUGAACUCCUCCCGCUGGCUAAUGCAUCCUGCUGGUUAAUGGAAAACUCGAUUAUUUUGCGCGAAGUUCUGCUGAUGAGUAAAACGAUCAGGCGCUGGCAGUUCAGGCAAAUUAAAAUUCUCAAGAUUUUGUUGCAUAUCAAGACUGCAGAGGAUACCCAUCUCGGCAGUGAAAGUGCUUAG